This is a messenger RNA of Pocillopora meandrina, 1833 nucleotides long. Lineage: Eukaryota; Metazoa; Cnidaria; Anthozoa; Scleractinia; Pocilloporidae. The record is from the annotation of a GenBank genome assembly.
CACACAGGAGCUUCAGUAUUGUAGACCAUUGUGUGUAAAAGAUGGACUCAAAACUUACGGUGGGUAUGAUGGGCAAAUUUAAUAUGUUUUUUUAUAGCUUUACCGGACUUUGCUUAAAAAAAAUUAUUGUGGCACGCACAUUCUAAAAUCAUAGUUUUUAACGAACCUCAUUAUAAGUCCCACAGGUCUUCCUGAUUGCUGGUUGGAUAGCGCACCCCUGUAAGCUGUAGAUCAAUGUUAUAAAUCCAUUUCGAUAAAAACUUUUUGCUUAGUCCAGUUAAAUAUAAAGUGUUUUGAUUGCAGAUUUUAGCCGUCUUUUUGGUGCUUUUGGCGAACGUCGAAUCAAGAUCAACUGUUCGAAGCCUAAGCUCAGUUUACCGUGGACAGAAUUGCAGAGGAGGAAACCUCAUUAAGAUUCAUACAGAAAAAUGUUCAACGUUUUCAGGAAAACGGCACUGUGUAGCAAAAUGUGAUGGUUCUCGUACUUCAGACCCUACGACAAGUAAGUUAGGUGUCUGAAAUCUUGGUAACAUGGAGCGCAAACGGAACUUCAAAAUCAUAGUAUUGAAGCGGCAAUUGACAAAAUUUGACCUAUGUGACUGACGCCAGUAAAAAAAAAAUCUUACAAAGAAGUAAAUUAAGGGCAAGAUGAAUAAGUUCGUUGAUUUUUCUAGUUCUUCAAGAACCGAUUUUCACGAAGGUAAAGUUGAUUUAGUGUAUUUCCCAUUUCAAAAAGCAAAUUGAAUACUUUACCAUGUUUAUCCUCUCCUUUUUUUUUCAUCGAGUUUUUGUUACACCAAUAUCAGUUGUAGUUUGAAACGAUCUCGCAAUUUAUCAAAAGGAUGUUGCCGUUUAAUCAAAGGUAAUAUUUAGCGCCAUAUUUUCGUUCAUAAUCUUGUUUUCCUCUUCCAUUAUCAAAGGAAUUAAGAUUGAGUCCGUGGGAGGAAGGAAGUGCAUCCAAUUCACUAAAAACGAAAACGGAACUCAAUAUCUAUAUGCCUUAAAGGUCGUCAACGGGACCAAUGUUGUUUUUGAGGUUAGUCAGGAAGUCUUUUGAGAAUUGUUCGUGAGCAGAAGUACUCAACAUCUCUGGCCACUCCUCAAGAAAACAGCUCAUUUAGAUCUUUGUUCUCGUACUUGAAUUUGGGAAUGGUAGACAUAAAUAAAAGAAUGUAAAUGUAAGUGUUACUAUGUCAGAUUUCUAGAAGAAUCAAAAAUAGUCGCGAGUCUUGCAUUUUCCACGAAAAUUAGCAUUGAUAUGUAAAGGUCACGUAAAGGUUUCAGUCGGGGAACAAAACAGUGGACUCAUUCUGAAUUACAUAAACAAUCGAAUUUGCUCUGCAUUUCUUCAAAGUUGUGGACUAAAGUUUCCUUUUAUGGCAAAGCUGAGAAAGUAGGUGGUACUCGUCUACAUGCCUUAUUAAUGUUCAUUGUUCGUAUUCAUCAAUUGAAUGUUUAUUAAUGUUUAUUGACAUGUAUUUUUGUUCUUCUUUCACAGGAAGGUGGUUGCCAAAAACCAAUUGAGGACGGUUUCCUCUUUGAAGAGUCAGUGAUAAGGAUAAGAAGUGGAAACUCGAAACGAUUUGUGUAUAAAAAAUACAACACCAUGUGUCUAGCCACUGAUUGCGACGGAAAUCUUUCUCUAAUUAGUACAACAAACAAAAUUAAGAGCAUGUGCAGGUUUCUUAAGCUUAAAUAAAUAACAAUCAUCUGUUAAAGCUGAUGGUAAUGACGGUAAUCUGUUUUUGAUUUUACAUCUGUUCAGCACUUAUAUCGCGACAAUAACAAUUCAGGUAGCGUAAAAGUAAUUUACAGAGGAGUUUAAAAGGAGGC